AUGACCGAUGGGGAUCUAUGGCGCGACCGUAACAAAGUGUUUGUAGCUGGUUUACCAUUGCAAGUGGACGAUAAUGCACUGUAUGAAAAAUUCAAGUCAUUUGGAGAAAUGCAUCAAUCUAAGGUAGUGUACGACCAAAAGACUGGACGCUCCAAGGGUUUUGGAUUUGUCACUUUCUGUGAAUAUACACAUGCUUUAGAUGCAGUGGCCCAAUUAAACCAAACAAAAUGGGACAAACGAACGCUUAAUGUUCGCUUUUUGCAGCCCAAAAAUGGGGCUGAAAAUGGGUCUUUUUCAGCUCUUGUGCCGACGCCACGACCAAGUAAAGUCAUUGGCCCACGACCAGAAGGUUGUACGACUAUUUAUGUGGGAAAUUUGGCUUAUGAUAUUACGGAAGAAGUUUUACGAAAAGUUUUUGACAAAUGUGGCAGUAUUCGUGCUGUUCGCUUUGCCGAACAUAUUCAGACCAAAGAAUUUCGAGGUUUUGGGUAUGUGCAAUUUCAUGAAGAUGGACCAUGUGAAGCUGCAAUUAAACUCGACGGGAUGGUAGUAAUGGGUCGACCCAUGAAUAUUGACUAUGGAGCUAGAGAUGAAGGAUAUGCACAAGCUCGAGAAGAGCUUCAGAAGAAAUUGAAAAAAGGUGUUUGUCACAAAUAUCAGCAGGGACAAUGUACACGUGGAGAUGCUUGUAAAUUUGCCCACGUGAUGCAAGAUCAAGAUGCCGAAGAAUUGGUGCAGCCAGCAGAGCGACCGGUGAGUGGAAUUGCUCUUCCGGGGGCUACGUUUGGAGCAGCAGAAACAAAGUUGAUGAUACCUGUUGAGGAGCAUACCCGAACAACGUUGGACGCACCGGUUUGUAUUAAUUUCCAAAAGGGAAAAUGCAAACGUGGCAAAGAAUGCAAGUUUCAACAUUUGCAUGGAAAUGGAAACGGUGAAGUAGCUGCAACGGAAGAGAAGGAACAUGUGGAAAUACAAGCUGAAGAUAAUGUUGACGAGGAAGUUCCAGAGGUAGAGAAAACUCUUGCGGAUGAAAGUGCACCUGUGUGUCAGAACUACCAGAGAGGCAAAUGUAAACGUGGACCGGCAUGUCGUUUCCGUCACGUAUCUGCACCGGUAGGAAGCUAUCAAGAGCCCGGAAACGAAGGACGGAAGGCUGUCGUUCGUGUGGCGCUGCCGGUUGCUGCAGUCGCUGAGGUGGCGGUGUGCAGGAAUUUUCAGAAGGGUGUUUGUGCGCGGGGUGCGUCUUGUCGUUUUGCACACACCGGUCACAUGGCGCAGGUAGUCGCUGUAGCUGCAGUCGAGGAAGUGAGUGAGUACCAAAAACGUUUUCAGAGCGUGUGCUACAACUGGCAGAGCAGCGGAUCUUGCGCACGUGGUGAUAAAUGCCCGUUUCAGCAUGAUGAAGGAGGUCCCACCAAAAAACAGACUGAAAAAGCGGAGGCAAAGUUGUACAAGGAGAAGAAGCACAAGAAACACAAAGCGGAUGACACUGAAGAAGAGAGCAUGACAGAAAGCUUCCAAAAGAACAAGAAAAAGAAGAAAGACAAGAAGCGCAAGGCUGUAGAACAGAUGGAAAGCGAAGAUGGCUCGAAGAAAAAACACAAGAAGGACAAAAAGCGCAAGAGGAGCAAGGAGGCUGACAGUAAAUCGACUGUACAGCGCGUCGUUCGCCGCGCAAAUGUCUCGAGUAGCGGGGAUCGGUAG
Molecule: messenger RNA, 1704 nt
Organism: Peronospora farinosa
Lineage: Eukaryota; Oomycota; Peronosporomycetes; Peronosporales; Peronosporaceae
Source: the annotation of a GenBank genome assembly